This is a messenger RNA of Papaver somniferum (opium poppy), 807 nucleotides long. Its product is annotated as acidic leucine-rich nuclear phosphoprotein 32 family member B-like. The transcript has 3 exons. The record is from RefSeq and is a predicted model, not a curated record. The coding region runs from base 200 to 790 and encodes 196 amino acids. NCBI's taxonomy places the organism in Eukaryota, Viridiplantae, Streptophyta, Magnoliopsida, Ranunculales, Papaveraceae.
AGUCAGCAGAGCAGAACAUCAGCAUCAAGGGAUUAUUAAGGUGCCGGGGACAUAACUCCAACAUGUAAUAUCUUGAACUCGUGAUGCCUGAUUAUGGUGAUGAUAUGUUGACAAGUUCCCGCAUCACUGAAGACUAAGCUUCUUUCUCUUUCCCUAAGAAUCAGACUAAUAGUCAGUAGAUGCAAUCUUUCUGGUCACAAUGGUGAUGAUUUGGUUGACAAACUCCCGCAGAGACCGAGCUUCUUUCAAAGGACUCCCUGUUAAUUUGUUCCCUAAUUAUCACGAUGCAAAAGGUCAAGCAAGGAAAGAAGAAACUUAUUACUCCUCCUUCAAAACCUCCUCGCGUAGGCGACAACUCUUGACUGCAACACAUCGAGAGGCAUUCGAUGAUUCGGGAACAUCCAAGAUCCGUGAACAGAAUGAUUCUCAGGGUCUACCUAAAUCAAGUGAUUUUGAUGAAACUCCAGACGAAGACCAAUCAAUUACAUCUGGUAGAAGAGGUAAUGAUGAUGAUGAUGUUCAAGGAACUCCGGGUGGUGGAGGAGAUAAUGAUGAUGAUGAUAAUCAAGACAUCCCACCUGCUAGAGGAGGUAAUGAUGAUGGGAAUAAUGAUAGACAAGGUGAAAUCGUUGAAGAGGAUAAAGAAGAUGAAAAAGAAGAAGGUAAUGGUCAAGAAACAUGGGUUUGGGUUGAAAAACAACCUAAGGCUGCAACAACAACCGUAAAAAAGAAGGUUGUCAAUAAACAUAUUGAUUCCCACGUGCCUCCCUCUCACUUGAAGAAUCAAUAGAAAGAUAGUGAGUCCCU